AUGUCUAACCAAUUUUUACCAUCAGUGUUGUAUGCUCCGAGUCUCGAGCAUCAAUUGCACACUCAUCAGCAACCUGAAACUCGUCUGAACUCGAACUCGAACUUGAACUUGAACCUGAAUUUGAAUUUGAAUUUGAAUUUGAAUUUGAAUCUGUACCCUGUUUCAUCCAAUCGACAACAAUUUCCACCAGCUAAACCAUUAUUACCCCCUCAUCAACCAACACUCAAUAGCGAUCCAUACCACGCCAAUAGUUUCUACGCUCAGCAGAAUAGUUACCAGUAUCAGAUGCAACAACAGCAGCUACAACGGGAGCAAGAGUUACAACAAGAGAAGCAGCGCCAACAAUUGGGGCAAACGCCACAGUCUCAUAAAUCUCAACCUCACACACAAGCACAGGCACAGGCACAAACACAAGCACAGGCACAGGCACAGGCACAGGCACAGGCACAGGGUUUUGUUCUUCCACAACCUACUCCAACUCCAAAAAGAAAGAGAGGCAGGCCACCAAAGAAGAACUCUUUUGCAGAGAGAAUCACCACCACGGUAAAUAUCUCCGUCAACACUUCACCGCUACACGGCAGUCCUGCCGAGUCAAACUCCAACAUGGCAGCCAAACAAGGCGCUCCAAAUGUGUUUACACCCUUAAUGCGAGUCAGUCCUAGCAACAAAGGUAAGAAGAAGAGAAAAUACUCCUCGACAUCCACGGUGUCCAACUCAUCGCCAGUGAUGAGCGUGAAAAGAUCAAAGUCGUAUACUUCAAACUCCGAAGCAACAGGACUGCUGCUAGCAACACCCUUGACUUCCCAAAGCACAUACUUUCGACAUUCAAAUUCUAACUCCAGUUUAAAUUCUUACCUUGUCGAUAAGAAAGCAUUGGACAAUAUGUCAAGGAUCACACAGUCCCAAGGAUACUAUGGCACCCCGCCUGCUACAUCAAAUACCCUUCACGAGGAAAAUGCGAGGGUUGCUCUUGUGCCUGUCACUAGUACUGCUGCUACUGCUGCUGCUGCUGCUGCUGCUGCUGAGACUACCACUAAUAAUGAUAUUGUUAAUGGUAUUGCUACUAAUACCAAAACAACACCAUCAGCUACAACUUUAUCGACAGUACCUGUUGCACCCACUCAUAGCAAGUCUAUGUCAUUACACUACCAGCAGAACACUGCUACAGACAUGGCUCAUGAUAAUUUAGAACCACGUUUUGCUCAUGCACGCAGUUUUUCGGAGCAAAAUACCAGAAACCUUUUGCCUCCUGUUUCAUUAAUGGGAGCAUUUAACGAGCCUGUUGGUCGAUCAACAGAGUCUCAUAAGCUGACUCCAGGAACACAGCCAACACUGACAUUGACACUGACACUGACACUGACACUGGCACUGGCACUGGCACUGGCAGGAGUUUUGACUGCCAAAUCUGCGCCGAUUUCAAGAAAACACUCGGAAGAUUUCCUUUUACUGUUGACUGUAGACAAACUGGGUAAGGCGGUUUUUUCGACCAAUGCAUUUUCUUCUGAGAAUUCUACUUUUGCAAACAAAAAAGAAACGGUCAUUGACGAUAAAGCCAAAAAAGAUAACAAUGUCGAAGACGAACACCAGAAUGGUAAAAAGAAGUCGAUCUUGGCGUAUUCUUCUGAUGACACAGAAGCUGUUGUUAACCAUGGCCAUUCAGCACCAAGGACGCCAUUAAGGAGGCACAAUUCUGAUAUUACAGGGUUAGCUACGCAUCAGAAACUUGAAUCGACACAACUCGCUUCGAUUGACGAAAUCAUGUCCAUAACAAAUACACCAACAGCUCCUUCCUCGCAAUCACAACCACAACCACAGCAAAAUACUCUGCUACAACCACCAUCACAAACGUUGCCACAAACACCACGAGACCUCAAUGGUAUACAUAAUAGUAGCUUCUUAUCAAAUUUCUCAACUGGAUUGACUCCGAUGUUCAACCUUACGCCACAGUUUAACUCAUUGAUGAAUUCAGUGAUGAGCUUAAACUCCCCGCAGUACAAGAAACUCGGAGGAAGUCAUAGCAACUACAAUUUGAUGAUGAAUCCAUUUUUGGCAAAUAACCAAGAUUCUAUUUCUUCGUCAUCUUUGUCAAUGUCUUUGCCUAUGGGAUCGUCGAUUCCAGGAUCUACAGUACAGUUGCCAUUACCUGAAUCGACUCCAAUACUUCCUCCUCAUCAUCAUCAUCAUCAUCAUCACCACCACCACCAAAGCGUAGGGUCUACAGAGAAACAAAGAGAGGUUGACAAUGAAGAAAAUAACCGUGAAGUACUUGAUCAACAACACAUACUGCACCAUCAACACCUGGAUCAACCUGCGGAGCACGAAGUAUACCCGCAAGUGACAACCUUUCAUGCCUACAGUGAAAAUAGUGGCAAUGCGCAACGAUAUGAAGCACGUUCAAUAGAUCUGAAUGUUGAUGACGCUACAGGAGGUGUGAGCGACCAUGCAAACUCCUCGGAUGAGUCUGGUGAUGCGCGAUUAGCGUUGAAAAGAGUGAUGUAUGAAGGAAAGUAA
Molecule: messenger RNA, 2511 nt
Organism: Lodderomyces elongisporus
Lineage: Eukaryota; Fungi; Ascomycota; Pichiomycetes; Serinales; Debaryomycetaceae
Exons: 1
Coding region: 1-2511 (836 amino acids)
Source: RefSeq, a predicted model, not a curated record